AUCAGUACGACUCUAUAAAUAUAAUUUUUACAAAUAAUAUAUUCGAAAUGUGGAAUUUUUCUUCAGCCUUGAUGCAUUUACUGUGAAGACACGAGCAUAAAGCGUUUUUGAAAUAUGUUCUACGGAAACACAAGCCAUAAGACUAAUUUAAGAAUGUUAAAUGAGCGCUUGCUUGUUCUCUUCGUGUUUCUUUCGCUGUUUUUUAUGGAUGCAUACGCACGUAGGAAUAAAUCAAAUAUUACACGAAGAGUAGUGGGCGGAUUCAUGGCUGAUGUUAAAGAUUAUCCGUUUAUGGUCGGAAUAUUUUUUCAGAGACCUUACAGUAGCUUCCCUGCUGCAUUUUUGGCAUCUUUCACAUUGAUAACAACUAGAACAUUAAGCUCAAUUGAAAAUCUAUUUGGUAGAAUAGGCAACAACAAUAAAUACUUGGGGACGAAAAUAUCGUUUUCAAAGAAAAUCGAACAUCCGAAAUAUAUUGGAAGAAAUGUUGACCACGAUAUUGAGCUGUUGAUAUUACAAGAUGACAUUACUGACUUCCACCUAUGCCAGCCUAUGCCAAUACCUAUUCCUUUACCAAGAGAACUUACAGAAUAUUCCUCAGGAAGUGCAACUAUAGUAGGAUGGGGAGAUGUUGAGGAAUCCCAAAUAGAGGACGAAGCUUGUCUCCGAGCUGCUUACGUGGAUUUUGUUGAUCAUAAAGGAUGGACCCUAGAAGACGAACCAAUUGACGAUUCAGUAAUUAUUACACAUAAAGAAGAUACUAGUGCAAUGCCUGAUGACUCCGGAGGUCCAAUUAUACGUAAACGAUGAUGGAAGAAAAAUUCUAAUUGGAAUUAUAAGUGCACGUACAAUGGAUUCUACGGAAUUGAAUUUUUUUAUGUCAACUGCUUACUUUAUAGAUUUCAUAAAAG
Centruroides sculpturatus (bark scorpion) is the source of this 911-nucleotide messenger RNA. RefSeq names its product trypsin-1-like. The record is from RefSeq and is a predicted model, not a curated record. Gene Ontology annotation, biological process: proteolysis. Bases 115 to 810 code for a protein of 231 amino acids. NCBI's taxonomy places the organism in Eukaryota, Metazoa, Arthropoda, Arachnida, Scorpiones, Buthidae. The transcript is spliced from 8 exons. Gene Ontology annotation, molecular function: serine-type endopeptidase activity.